Aricia agestis (brown argus) is the source of this 1551-nucleotide messenger RNA. RefSeq names its product meiosis-specific nuclear structural protein 1-like. The record is from RefSeq and is a predicted model, not a curated record. Gene Ontology annotation, biological process: cilium organization. Gene Ontology annotation, cellular component: motile cilium. NCBI's taxonomy places the organism in Eukaryota, Metazoa, Arthropoda, Insecta, Lepidoptera, Lycaenidae. The transcript is spliced from 9 exons. The coding region runs from base 137 to 1471 and encodes 444 amino acids.
AUUUUGAAAAUAUUCUUUUGUAUUUUGCGAAUAAUUUUACUAUUUUAAAUUGUGUUUUUGUUAUUUAAUUUCACUUAAUUAUAUAAAUCGCUGUGCUUGUAAAAUUAUUUAGAUCUUUUUAAUUAUAGAAGCUUAAAUGGAACCUAAGACUGAGUUUCAAAAGAAUGCAAUUUCAAAUGCUAUCAAGAAAGAGCGGGAAACGUAUCAAAGGGCUAUAGACAUGCAGUGGUUCAACAACAGAAUCGAAGAUAGCAAAAUGAGUCGCUGUCUCGCACUCAUUAACAAAGAAACAGAAAUGGAGAGGAAUUUUAAAGAGAAAACAGACCAUGCAGCUAUUGUUGAUUCCCAAGCUGAUAAAGAGGUGUCCCUAGCAUAUGAAAUAUCUAAACAAGCCAGAGAUGAGGCCUGCCAACUUCUCCGAAGACAUCACCUCAGGGAAACUGACCCACAGCUUCGUGAGUUGACGAGGAAACUCCGGAAUGCGUAUGUCCAGAAGGACCUUGAACAGCAGAUACUUCAAAAUGAAUAUAGGAGGCUACAGGAUAAGAUAGAAACUGCUAAUGCAAAUAAAAUAGUUCAAGACGCAAUAUAUGAUAGCACAAAAACUGAGGAGAAAGACAAAAGGGAACUUGAAAAGAGACACCAGUACUGUGCAGAAUUGAAGAUACAAAUUGACAAUGACAAAAAACUUAAACAGAACACCCAGAAAACUGAAACAGCUAUACAAAGAAAACAGAUAAAUGAUAUUGUUAAGAGUAUAGAGGAAGAAAGAAAAAGAAACAUCCAGUUGAAACAGAAGAGUGUAGAUGGAAUUCGACAAGAGAUGCUGCAGUUUGGGGAGGCUCGGCGGGUGCUGCGGCGGCGCGAGGCGGAGGCGAACGCGCGGGAGUUGCAGCGAGUUGCGCGCGAACAGGCCGCGGUGACUGACCGGACUUCCGCUGUAAUACAGGAGAGGUUGCAAAGGCAGCGCGCGAGAGAGGAGUUGAACCAGAGAGUGGGCGAGCAAAUUGCAGCCGCUGAAGCUGAACGUUCAGAGCGCUCGGAACUGAUCCGUCAGCUGCAACAUCACGAGUAUCUGGAGCGCGGCAUACAAGAGGAGUUAGCGGAUAAGGUGAAGCGCGUGACCGUCGGCGCGCAGGUGCGUGAGGCGCUCGACGCGCAGGCGCAGGCGAGAGCGGAGGCGGCGCGGGCGCGGGAGAGGGACGAUCGUGAGCACAGGGCUUAUUUUGAAGCAAAGAUAGCCGCCGAAGAGGAGAAAGAGAGGGAGAAUAUGCGGCUGAAGCGGGAGCGAGCGAGACGACAUGCGCUAGAGUUGAGAACACAGAUGGAGGAGAGAAGACGGCGUAAGGCGAGAGAUAUGGAGGAGAGACGAGCCGUGGUCACUGAACAUCAGGAAAAAUGGGAUGCAGAGGCGCGCACAGAAGCUGAAUUGAUUCUGAAAGAACACGGACGAGUUUUGACCAAAGAAUGACAGCAUUUUACUUGCCUACUCAUUAUUAUUGAAGAAUAUGUAUAUUUUUUUAAUUACAAAUAUAUUUUGAUUAAUACAUA